GCCUCCUCAGACCCUGUGACGCCGCAGUCCUUCUCCUUCCAUAGAGACCGGAAAAGCAUCCCCCUCAAGAGGUGCUACGUCACUCGGAGUCUGGCCUUGGCUGACCCUGAAAACAGGCAACUUGAGAUCCACUCUCCAGAUGCUAAGCACACGGUGAUCCUAAGAAGUAAGGAUUCAGCCACCGCCCAGGCCUGGUUCAGUGCCAUCCAUUCUAACGUCAGUGACCUGCUGACCCAAGUGGUUGCUGAAGUCAGACAGCAGCUGGUGAAAACAGGCAUUGCUGGGAGCCGAGAGAUCAGGCAUCUUGGCUGGCUUGCCGAAAAGGUGCCAGGGGAGAGUGAGCAGCAGUGGAAGCCAGCCCUGGUCGUGCUGACUGAGAAAGACCUUUUAAUCUAUGACAGCAUGCCCCGGAGGAAGGAGGCCUGGUUCAGCCCAGUCCACACAUACCCACUUCUUGCCACCAGGCUGGUCCAUUCAGGUCCUGGAAAGGGGUCACCCCAGGCUGGUGUGGAUCUGUCCUUUGCAACCCGAACUGGUACCAGGCAAGGGAUUGAAACGCACCUCUUCAGGGCAGAGAUCAGCAGGGACCUGUCCCAUUGGACCAGGAGCAUAGUCCAGGGUUGUCACCACGCUGCGGAAGUCAUCACAGAAAUUAGCACUGCUUGCACCUAUAAGAACCAGGAGUGCCGUCUGACCGUGCAUUAUGAGAAUGGGUUUUCUGUUACCACGGAACCACAGGAGGGUGCCUUUACCAAAACCAUCAUACAGUCUCCUUAUGAGAAGCUCAAGACGUCUUCGGAUGAUGGGAUCCGGAUGCUGUAUCUAGAUUUUGGAGGCAAAGACGGAGAGAUUCAACUAGACCUUCAUUCAUGCCCCAAACCGAUUGUUUUCAUCAUUCAUUCCUUCCUGUCGGCGAAGAUUACAAGAUUGGGCUUGGUGGCUUGAACAGAGGGGCAGCUUGCCUUUGAGGACAGGACGCGGGGUUGACGCCAGAAACGCGAGCCGUUUGUAUGGGAACAGUGCAGACGUCGAAACAAGCCAUGGGCGGCUGCAGUUCUCAGGUGCUGUGUGUAACCAUCUCAGAUGGCUCUGUGGGUUCCAGCAACUCCAGCAGGUGCCCUAAGGGGCCACCGCAACGGCCUUCAGAGCAAAGCUGUCUGUUUAGAACAAUAAAUGGUGAAAGGGAUGAGGGCUAUUGGAAAAACACCACAUAGCUUUCAAAUGACACCCAAGGACAUGCCCAUUAGAACAGCACGCACAGAUCUUAAUCAUACCAGUUUCCUGGCAACUGGUUCACCCAGGUAAGCAAGGACUGAAUAGAUGAGAUAUCGGUAUUCCACCUCGGCCCUGCCCCACACCUCCCAGAAACAUUCAUCCCUUGUUUAUUGUGAUUUAUCACCUGCUUUUAAAUCAGUCCUUUACCUGGGAGGGAGAGAAGAGUACUUCUCUCAAAUGGAAACUCACCUUUUGUUUAAGUAUGAAGCAGCGGUGAUGAUUAUUACUUUCAAUUUUACUGAAUUGACUUUCAGAGAUGUGGAAUAGUUGGGAAGUGUCCUCGUUAGCAUGUGCUGAGCAGGAAUGAAAUAAAGCAGCAGAAACUAGCCUGAGCAGAGCACUGGGGGAAGAGUCCGAGCUCAAGGGGACUGUGUGCCUGGAACACAAUUAACCCUGGGGCUGCACUCAUACCAAGGUCUGCUGUCUUAUAGUCAAAACCAAUCGCUUUCUUUAUAGUAAGCCCAUGAUGGGUAUUGUUUUUAAGAUGGUCACCUGAGAUCUAUAUAGAAAUACACAACACAGUGCACACAGCUGGGGUAAACGAAUUUCCCCUGCCUCGCUGUGGAAGCACCGAGCAGCUUCUUGCCCCUUGUCUCUGCCUGUGCUUGUCUGCAUGCGUCUUCUAACAAGUCACAGGGCAGCCUUGCUUCCUCCUGGUUGGUGCUGGGCUGUCUCAUGCGCCCAGCACUGCACGUGCACCAAUCGCUAGCAUCCACGGUACAUUCAAGAUUCCGGGGAAAGCAUAUAGUGGCCUGAUAUUUUUCUACCAGAAUAUUUUUGGACAGCACAUUAUUGAUUUGAGGCUUUGGCUUGUUCACAAUUCACUGGGUGGGGGU
Molecule: messenger RNA, 2111 nt
Organism: Echinops telfairi (small Madagascar hedgehog)
Lineage: Eukaryota; Metazoa; Chordata; Mammalia; Afrosoricida; Tenrecidae
Gene: SNTB1
Product: syntrophin beta 1
Exons: 6
Cellular component (GO): intracellular anatomical structure; dystrophin-associated glycoprotein complex; synapse
Molecular function (GO): structural molecule activity
Source: RefSeq, a predicted model, not a curated record